AAAGAAACCAAAUAAGCAUACAUCAUAUAUAAAAUACAAGAUAAUGAUCAUCAAAAGGGAAAUUAAAGGUACAAUCAUACGGAUCAUAUAUGUGUAAUCAAUCAAACACAAGACACCACAAUGAAACAACUCAUUAUAGUUUAGAAAUACAGAAAACUCAUGAAUUAGCUAAUCAUUCAAGGACUCGAUGCAGCUGUAGUAGGCGGAGGAGAGAAAAAGGGAAUGGAUGGGAAACUAGUGGGGAGAGAAGGGAUUGUUGUUGGAAAUGAAGGCAAAGUUGGCAUUGAAAAUGGAGAGGUGGAAGUGGGAAUAGUUGGAAGAGUUGGUUGUGGUAAUGUUGAUGGCAAUGGAGGAAUUGAAGUGGGAAUGGUUGGAAGAGUUGGUUGUGGCAAUGUUGAUGGCAAUGGAGGAAUUGAAGUGGGAAUGGUGGGGAGAGUUGGUUGUGGCAUGGUCGAUGGCAAUGGAGGUAGUCCCGUUGUUGGGAUAGGCAUGUUUGGAAUUUGAGGAAGAGGUUGUUGCUGAAGAAGAUGUCGUGAAGCCGAACAAGUAUUGAUCAUAAUAGUGGAAGAAAGAGUCACUAAGCAAGCAAUGAGAAAAAGCUUGUACGAGGCCAUCUUUGAUGUGUUGAUGAGUUUUAGAUUAUGGUUAAGCCACUCUCUUAUUGCU
Brassica oleracea var. oleracea is the source of this 666-nucleotide messenger RNA. RefSeq lists its product as uncharacterized. Lineage: Eukaryota; Viridiplantae; Streptophyta; Magnoliopsida; Brassicales; Brassicaceae. The record is from RefSeq and is a predicted model, not a curated record. The transcript has a single exon. The coding region runs from base 223 to 504 and encodes 93 amino acids.